AGUCUACUGGGAAGAAAACAAAGGAGUGAGAAGGACUAACAACCAGUCAUGCUACUGAUCUACUUUGCAUCAGUUCUCAUCUGUUCUGCAGCAGUCUCUCACUCAGAGUUCUCCCUGGUUGUCCCUUUAUCUUCGGUCUCAGCACAGUUGGGUUCUUCAGUUGUUCUGCCCUGCAGUCUUUCUCCACCUUUAAACAGCGAAACUUUUGAAGUCCAGUGGUACAAGAACAAGGACUCUGAAGAAACUUUUCUUCUCCGCAAAGCCGAAAAUGUGCAGGAGACCGUGAGGGAUGCUAGGUACAAGGACAGAGUGUCUCUGAUUGGGGAACUGGAGAAAGGGAACAUCUCAUUGGAACUGAGGAACCUCACGACGGCAGAUGAAGGAGAAUAUGUGUGCUUUGUAGAGACCAUCAGCUGGUAUGAGAAGGCCAGCGUGAACCUGGUCGUAAAUGAGUUCUCCCUGGUUGUCCCUGAAUCUUCUGUCUCAGCACAGUUGGGUUCCUCAGUUGUUCUGCCCUGCAGUCUUUCUCGACCUAUUAACACCAGAUCUUUUGAAGUCCAGUGGUACAAGAACAAGGACUCUGAAGAAACAGUUCUGCUCCACAAAGCCGAAAAUGUGCAGGAGAUCAGGAGAGAUGCCAGGUACAAGGACAGAGUGUCUCUGAUUGGGGAACUGGAGAAAGGGGACAUCUCAUUGGAACUAAAGAACCUGAUGGUGGCAGAUGAAGGAGAAUAUGUGUGCCAUGCUCAAAGCAUCAGUUGGUAUGAGAAGGCCAGCGUGAACCUGGUUGUGAAAGCACUGGGUUCUCCUGUUGUUGUCUCAUUUGCGGAUGCUGGAGAAUUAACAUCUGAAAUACGAAUGGUGAUUGUGACCUGUACAUCAGCUGGAUGGUCACCAAAACCCACACUCACCUGGAGAGACAGCGCAGGACGAGAACUCCCAAACACCCACACUCACUACAGAACUGACUCUGAAGGCUUAGUGAGUGUGAGCUCGUGGUUGCUUGUAUCUCCGUCUCAGUCAGACUGGAUCUUCUGUACUGUGGGUUUAAACCAUCAGGAAGUGAGAGAGAGCAGAAUUGUUCCACUCAGAGGAUCCUGGAAGGAAGCCUUCGUCUUAACUCUGGUGGUGUCAUUAAUUAUCAUCAUCAUCUUCACCAUUCUUCUAAUUUUAUCCAGAAAAGGUUUACUCCCGCACUGUUCAUCUCAUAAAAAAGCAAAAGCAGCAGUUAACUCACACGAGUCUUUACAAUCAGAGACGCUUCCUCUCAACACUCAACAGGAGCAAGGUAUCAGUCCACUCUCUGCAGCUCCAGAACCGACUGAAGAGCGACCAGCUUGGCAGGAGAGAUAUAAAGUGAGUCUCACUUUGGAUCCAUCAACAGCUCAUAAAUGUCUGAAAGUCUCCAGGGACAGGAAAAGUGUAUCCUGUGAAAAACCAAACAGUAAAUCUGACUGUAAAUUUCCUGAUGUUGUGAGUAAAGAGAAGUUCGGCUCAGGGCAGCACUACUGGGAGGUGAUGAUCCGGGAUAAAACAUCAAGGGCACGGCCAAAAUCAUCAUGGUGUGUAGGAGUGACUCUGAAACCCGAGGCAGCACCACCGGCUUCGAUAGUCUGGAGGGUUUAUGAAGCCAUCUGGAAAUCUGAAUACAAGAAUGUUCUCGCAGCUCUCUGUUAUGAAGAAGGCACUGGGUUAUACCCUAAUACUCAUGAUUCCUGUAAAAUAUCCACUGAAUGUAACAUGUACACAUUAGGGCUGCAUUUAAACUGUGAAAGUCGCACACUUUCCUUUUAUAAUGCAGAUAAACCCUCUCAUAAUCAUCUCUACACAUUUGAUACCAUCCCACAGGGCACGUAUUACGCGUUACUCAGUCCAGGAGUGAAAGAUGAACAUCCUAUCAGAAUCAUUGAAAUCUCAUAGUCAUUUACAACAGUGCAUUAGAUCCAGAUGUGUGUUGUGAUGUUCAGCAGGUAGAACUUCCUGUAACUGAAAUAAGCCUAAUGAAAUCAAAGAAGCGUAUUCACACUACACAAGCUGUAUCAGUAUUUACACAGGGAGAGUUACUCGUGUUCAGAUUCAGGUUAUGUAUCUCCUGCACAAUCAGAGUGUAUAAUAAUUACUGUACUGUCUGGGUAUUUCAUGCAAGCAAUCUGUAAUGUUGUGCAUUUGUUUGUGCUGUUUUGAACAUUUCAUUUUGUGUCACACUGAAUAUUGAGCUAUGUUAAUGUUUAACAUAUGUUUACUCUCAUUAUUUUGUUAUUAUUGUUGACUUUUUGAAAAUUUGUGAUGUAAUGUUUAAUUGUGGAAUCAGAGAAAAAGGGUUUAUUACUUAGGUAGUAGGAUGAGGAUCCUAAUGGGUAGCAAAUUAAUUUAUAACUUUAUUUUAAAUAAAUAAAGUUUUGUCACCUUU
This is a messenger RNA of Clarias gariepinus (North African catfish), 2410 nucleotides long. Its product is annotated as butyrophilin subfamily 1 member A1-like. The record is from RefSeq and is a predicted model, not a curated record. NCBI's taxonomy places the organism in Eukaryota, Metazoa, Chordata, Actinopteri, Siluriformes, Clariidae. The transcript has 11 exons. Gene Ontology annotation, molecular function: protein binding. The coding region runs from base 49 to 1920 and encodes 623 amino acids.